Messenger RNA from Hydra vulgaris (swiftwater hydra), 660 nucleotides. The record is from RefSeq and is a predicted model, not a curated record. Lineage: Eukaryota; Metazoa; Cnidaria; Hydrozoa; Anthoathecata; Hydridae.
ACUUCAUUGUUUUUAUAUAUAGCGUCGAAAUUACGACAACUAAAGCUAAUUUUGAAGAUUGUUGUCUGUUUUAUCGAUAGAAAAUGAAAAUGAAUAAGUUAUUUUUUUUAAAAAGCUUGCUUUGCGUUUGUCUUAUCUUAAUCAAUAGAAGUAAAGGGUACGAUGUUCAAAUAUGUAGUGGAUGCAAAAAUUGGCUUUUUAAUAAAGUUCAAUGCUUCAAAUCAAGUGAGGAAGUGGACUGCAGCAUAUGCGGUUGUAAAUUAUCAGGUGUUCAAUGUUCUGGCAUGUGUUGUAUAGGCGGAGAAUGUGAUUUUAAAAAAGGAAUUAUGCGCUGGACCUGUCCUAAAAAUCAAAACUGCUUUAACGUCAAUUGCGCUCGAGGUUGCCGUUUAUAAAGGCUGUUUGAGGUUGCAGCAACAUGUGGAACAAAUUUUUAUUUCAUUUUAUGACAAAAUGUUUUUUUUAAGUAAAUAUAAAUAAACUUUAGUGUUAUAAAUUGUAUAAUGGUUUUAAUUUUGAUGGUUCAAUUGUUUCAAAGAAAAAGAUUAGAUACACUGGCUUUAAAUAUAUAGAUCAAUUUUUAUCUUAUUAAUACUUAAUUAAUUUUAUGCGCAGUUUGUUUGUAAUAUAAAAAAUGAUGAAAUAUAAUAUACAAUACUU